Messenger RNA from Lytechinus variegatus (green sea urchin), 3854 nucleotides. RefSeq lists its product as uncharacterized. The transcript is spliced from 4 exons. The record is from RefSeq and is a predicted model, not a curated record. Lineage: Eukaryota; Metazoa; Echinodermata; Echinoidea; Temnopleuroida; Toxopneustidae. The coding region runs from base 620 to 1486 and encodes 288 amino acids. Gene Ontology annotation, cellular component: membrane.
UGAAGGCUUUCUGUUCAGGAAUUACAAUCUUUCUACAGAAGGAAAGUCGGCCACACUCUAUCAACAGCGCGAAAAUGGCAGUAUAUUGAUGGGUAUUAUCGCUUAUGAAUUACUAUUUUUAGCGGAAUGCAGCACGUUAAACACGUGAGACCGUGGUACUAGACAACAUAUUAAUGCCGAUAGAUUUCACGACCAUUCCUUUACCGUUCAGAAUAUCGUGGUGGAGUGCCUAGAUCGCUAGCUUUGUGUAUGGAUGUACUCAUGUGCUGCAUCUUUAGCAUGAAAUACUGCCGAAUCGUUGGUCUGAUAAUGCAAGGGAACCGAUGUAUCUAGCUAGAAGCUACCAAUACUCAGCUCCUAAGAACCCCUAAGAACAGACAUUUACACGAUUUAGCGCUGUAAAUCGUCCUCGUUCUUCACACAGUAAAGUAUCAGUAGCAGACGAAUGCUGAGUCCACAUGAACAGACGUGUGUAAACAUCCCUACUCAUCGCCAUGCAACGGUUAUUUGACAAUGGAUGCAUCAUAUUAUGAUACGACCUCUGGAUAUUUUAAGCCAUAAACUCAUUAUGAUCACAAUUCUUUUCAUUGUGACAUACCCCCAGCAUUGAAUCUCAAGCAUGGCAUCGUCCAAACACUCAGGGAGGAGAGUUCCGCCAUCGUAUGAAGAGACGAUGGAGGAAUUAGCUCGGAGGAGGAGUGGCGAAAACCCCAAACACGACCCGACAUCACCAGGACAAGGCGUGUACAGGAAAAGAACCGACGUCGAUGAUGUCGGUUACGAUGAAGCAGGAACGACCCCGCAAUACCAGUCAGACCAACCUGCUACCAUCUCACACACAACAGUCAAACCGAACUACCAACAGCACGACGCAAAUCUCAUGCCCCAAACCUCGACAUCCACCUCCCCAUCACCCGAACCUUCCCGAGGAUCCCCGAAGAAAAGCCGAUUUAAGAAACUGAUUUCCCGAUCAACGUCGAAACGGGAUCCGAACACUUACACUUACGAGAACCAACAGAGCGUUGAUUACUGGUCGUCGAUAGAACCAGUUACGAUUGAUCCUAAUAUUGAACCUAUCCUCGUACGACCGAUGGUAACACGGAUUGGACCGGACGGAAGGACAUACUUAAGAGAUACCAGUAUAGUUGUUGUUCAGCCCGAAGAUCACGAAACUCCGAACACCCAGAAGGUAGUUGAGAGACCAAUUCGACCCAAUGACUAUAUGUGGUACUCCUUCGUGGGCAUGGCCUUUUGUUUCUUCUUUGGAAUUUUCUCUUUGAUACGAUCUAAAGAGGUUCCCGUCAAAUUCGAAGCAGGUGAUUACGAAGGAGCGGAAAAGUCUUCAACUUCUGCGCGGAAUUGGGGCACCCUCGCGCUCAUCAGCGGCGCCGUUAUCAUCAUCGUCUUCCUCUUCCUUCUAUUCGUGAGUCCUUGCCCUCUCACAAGAACAUUGCAGUUUCAGGGAAUAUGCCCUGAGGGCGUAUGAUGAAGUGAACUCGAUGAAGUUUCUGAUCUUCGAUGACAGGUUACAAUAAUCAUGCGCCUUAGCAAUAUAGAAUUAUGGAUUCUUUGAUCUGUUGAAGCGUUGUGACUCGGAUAUCUUCUCCUGCCUGUACAAUGUAUUCCGAAGGUAUAAUGGUGGAAGAGGUAAUGGUCACUCGUGAUUUUAUGCAUUGGAAACUCACGAAAAAAUCGCUAUGAGAAUCAUUUUGUUUAAGUACUUUCUUGACCCAACGAUAAAAAAAAACGAUUGAUCAAAACACAGAGGCGGGAGGGUGUUAGUCUGAAUGUGCAGCCUACUCAUGCCUUGUGUACUCGGCUCUCCCGCGAAGGGAGCAUCAAGUUUUGUAUGUGCUAGUCCUUGCAUGGAGACACACUUGUUGAUCAAAGUUCUAAUCAGGGUCUGUGCCUGCAGACUAGGAGGGUGUGCUGGUGAAUUAUGUCUGACUAAAAUGUGUUCGAAGAAUCUACCACAAUUGUGGUUGAUUUUUGGAAAUUUUUUAAAUGUGGGAUACAGUUUUGAUCAACAUGUUUUUGCAACCAAUUUCUAUUCAAAACAUAUGAUGGUAUUAAAUGAGAAAAAUAGAAAACCAUAUAGUAAAUAAAGUGAAUUUUUUUAUUUUUAUUUUUAUUUUUUAGUAAGCUUGAUAUAAUCUAUCCAUCGAGUUAAUACUAUGUACCCAAUAAUUGUAAUAAAAUUUCAAUUGUAUUGUAUUUAUGAAAAAUUUUAUUGUACGGCAAUGUGAGCACACAUUGUACUAAACGAAAAGAAAUGCUGAAAUUUAUUCUUUAUUAUAUAGUGGUGUUAAAAUUUCUGCAUUUAAACGUCGAAAAUCUCCUUCAGACAUGACUUGAUAGGUCAAUAUAUUUUAAGAUGAAGGGUAGACAAUAAUGUAGAAAACUUCUACCAAGUUAUAUUUCUCACAACAUUGUCAAAAGGUUACGCCAUUUUUAUGUGGAGAAUAGUGUUUUUUCUGUUUGCUUAUAUUUCCAUAUUCUAACAAAUGCCAUCCUUUGCUGCUGAUAAUGAAAAUGAAAUUAAUUCAAAGUAAUCUUUAUGAGAAUAUCAUGUGUUGCGUGGAUUAAUGUGCCAAAAGUGUUCUUUUAUGUAAUAUGUAUUAGGCCCUCACUUAUUUAACGUGUAUACCAUGCAACUUCAUGAUGUGAUUAAAAGACAUAAUAUCAGCUAUCAUAUGUACGCUGAUGAUUAUUGUACUUUUCAUGUUCUCCAAUACAAGAGCACUUUGAUAAUGUAUUAAGGAUCUCGAGGAUUGCAUCUCAGAUAUACGGAAGUGGAUGAAUGAUUGUUUUCUUAACUCAAUGAUGAAAAAACCGAAUUUCUAAUGUUAGGCUCUAGACAACAACUAGCAUAUCAGUCAUUAUACUGGUAGGCUCAGCUCAUAUUUUUCCUUCUGAAAAGGCAAGAAAUCUUGGUGUUAUUUUUAAUUCUACCAUGACUCUUGAUAUUCAUAUCUCUAAUAUUGUUAAGUCUGCUAAUUAUAAUCUCCGGAACAUCCGUGCAAUAAGAAAUUAUCUAACCCCCAAAACGACUGAACAGUUGAUACAUGCUUUUGUAACCUCUUAUCUUCAUAAUUUAACUCCUUUUUGGCCUUCCAAAGUAUCAAAUUCGCAGAUUACAGAAAAUUCAAAACAUGGCCGCCCGACUUGUCACAAAAUAUAAGAUAUUGCUUUUAACCUACCGUUCACUUCACAACCUUGCCCCUUCAUAUAUUUCCUCUCUCAUUCAUUCCUCUUCUACUUCUCGUACUGGUCUUCGCUCAUCUAAUUCUAUCAAACUAAAAGAACCCAGAACAAAGAGGACAUGGGGUGACAGAGCAUUCUUUGCUGCUGCACCCCGUCUCUGGAACUCACUUCCCCACACUGUUCAAAUCUCAUCCUCUCUUCAGUCAUUCCAAACAAACUUGAAAACCUAUCUUAUGUCUCAUAACGUCCAAUAAUAUGUGUACCCUAAUAACUCACCCCCCUCUCCUUAUGAAUUUGAGCGUAUUUUUUUGUUAAUGUAUGACUUUAUAUUUUUCCAAUUUACUGUUUAUAUUUUAAUUAUGAUGAAUUGUCAGGCGCCUUGAGCAUUCUUCGGAGUGGAUAUGUGCGCAUUAGAAAUAUGGUUAUUAUUAUUAUUAUGCAUAUGGUCAACGAUAUUAUGUGCUUUUUUAAGUUAGAGGCAUGUAUUUCGCCAUUUUGCAGAUCGAUGAUUUCGAAAAACAAACCCCUAUCUUAAGUAAUCGUGAUAUUAAUGUAAACUUGAUUUUCAAUUCUCAGUUAUACAUAUAUUGAGGUUUAUGCAGUCAUUUUAUAAUUUCAUUUGUUUAUUUAGAGAAUAAAAACUUUUCACA